AUGAAGCAAAAUUUAGAUGAUAAUAAAGAAGUUGCUAAAAGACGAUUUUUCCAUUUGAAAAAUAAAUUGCUGAGGAAUAAUUCCUUACAUCAUGAUUAUGAAUUGAUAUUGAAGAAUUAUUUGGCUGAAAAUAUUAUCGAAUUUGUAGAUGAGCAGGAUAUUAUAACUGAUAAUCCAAUAUUUUAUUUACCACAUAGAUGUGUUGUGCGAGAAGAUAAAACAACCAAUAGAUUAAGAAUAGUUUUUGACGCAUCGUCGCAUGCCCCAGGAGAGAUUUCUCUUAACGAUUGCUUAGAGUCCGGAACAAAUUUGAAUCCGGAUAUUUUCGAACUUUUGAUUCGCUUCCGGAAUUUCCCUAUUGGAUUUAUCAGUGAUAUAAAACAAGCAUUUUUGCAAAUUCAAAUCUGUGAGGAAGACAGAGAUGUUAGUCGGUUCGAAAAUAUUUUGAAGACUCUGAAAUUUACAAGAGUUCUUUUCGGUUUAAAUUCGAGCCCGUUCCUUUUCGCCGGAACAAUUAAAUAUCACAUUUCUAAAUACGAGCAGACACACCCUGAAGCUUACAAAUUAUUGAAUGAAUGCCUAUAUGUAGAUGAUCUCAUAGGAGGUCACGAAGACGUUGAAGGAGCGCUUCAAGUCAGUAUGGAAUAA
Messenger RNA from Uloborus diversus, 648 nucleotides. RefSeq lists its product as uncharacterized. The coding region runs from base 1 to 648 and encodes 215 amino acids. The transcript has a single exon. The record is from RefSeq and is a predicted model, not a curated record. Lineage: Eukaryota; Metazoa; Arthropoda; Arachnida; Araneae; Uloboridae.